GCCGGCUGGAGGCCGGGACCGCGGGCCAAGCGCGCGCGAUGCCUCACUUCACCGUGGUGCCGGUGGACGGGCCGCGACGCGGCGACUAUGACAACCUCGAGGGGCUCAGCUGGGUGGACUACGGGGAGCGCGCCGAGCGGGAAGACUCGGACGGACAGGGUAACCACCGAGAGAACAGCCCUUUCCUUUGCCCUCUGGAGGCCUCCAGAGGAAAUGACUACUAUGACCGGAACCUGGCACUGUUUGAGGAGGAGCUGGACAUCCGCCCAAAGGUGUCAUCUCUCCUGGGCAAGCUUGUCAGCUAUACCAACCUCACCCAAGGAGCCAAGGAGCACGAGGAAGCUGAGAGUGGAGAAGGCGGCCGACGGAGAGCUGCCAAGGCUCCCAGCAUGGGCACACUCAUGGGAGUGUACCUGCCCUGCCUGCAGAAUAUCUUUGGGGUCAUCCUCUUCCUGCGGCUGACCUGGAUGGUGGGCACAGCUGGUGUGCUGCAGGCUCUCCUCAUUGUCCUCAUCUGCUGCUGCUGUACCCUGCUGACAGCCAUCUCCAUGAGCGCCAUUGCCACCAAUGGUGUGGUUCCAGCUGGUGGCUCCUACUUCAUGAUUUCCCGCUCUUUGGGACCAGAAUUCGGAGGUGCCGUGGGCCUGUGCUUCUACCUGGGGACGACAUUUGCAGCAGCCAUGUAUAUCCUAGGGGCCAUUGAGAUCUUGCUGACCUACAUUGCUCCGCCAGCUGCCAUCUUUUACCCGUCGGGCCCCCAUGACAUGUCAAGCGCCACCUUGAAUAACAUGAGGGUGUACGGGACCAUUUUCCUGACUCUGAUGACCCUGGUGGUGUUUGUUGGUGUCAAGUACGUGAACAAGUUUGCCUCGCUCUUCCUGGCCUGCGUGAUUAUCUCCAUCCUUUCCAUUUACGCGGGAGGCAUCAAGUCCAUUUUUGACCCUCCCGUGUUUCCGGUGUGUAUGCUGGGCAAUAGGACCCUGUCUCGGGACCAGUUUGACAUCUGUGCCAAGACAGCCGUGGUGGACAAUGAGACAGUGGCCACCCGGUUGUGGACUUUCUUCUGCCACAGCCCCAACCUUACUGCUGACUCCUGUGACCCCUACUUCCUGCUCAACAAUGUGACAGAGAUUCCUGGCAUACCUGGGGCGGCUGCUGAUGUGCUCCAGGAGAACCUCUGGAGCGCUUACCUGGAAAAGGGGGAGGUCGUGGAGAAGCACGGGCUGCCCUCCACAGAUGCCCUCGGCCUGAAGGAAAGCCUGUCCUUGUAUGUGGUGGCUGACAUCGCCACGUCCUUCACCGUGCUGGUUGGCAUCUUCUUCCCUUCCGUGACAGGCAUCAUGGCUGGCUCAAACCGCUCCGGGGACCUCCGUGACGCCCAGAAGUCUAUCCCAGUGGGGACCAUUCUGGCCAUUGUUACCACUUCGCUGGUGUACUUCAGCAGCGUGAUCCUCUUCGGUGCCUGCAUCGAGGGUGUGGUACUCCGGGACAAGUACGGUGAUGGCGUCAGCAGGAACCUGGUGGUGGGCACCCUGGCCUGGCCUUCGCCUUGGGUCAUCGUGGUCGGCUCCUUCUUCUCAACAUGUGGGGCUGGCCUCCAGAGCCUCACUGGGGCGCCACGUUUACUGCAAGCCAUUGCCAAGGAUAACAUCAUUCCCUUCCUCCGGGUGUUUGGUCAUGGGAAAGCAAACGGCGAACCGACGUGGGCCCUCCUCCUGACGGCGCUCAUCGCUGAGCUGGGCAUCCUGAUUGCCUCCCUUGACAUGGUGGCCCCCAUUCUGUCCAUGUUCUUUCUGAUGUGUUACCUCUUUGUAAACUUGGCCUGUGCCGUGCAGACACUUCUGAGGACCCCCAACUGGCGGCCCCGGUUCAAGUACUAUCACUGGACGUUGUCUUUCCUAGGCAUGAGUCUCUGCCUGGCUCUUAUGUUUGUCUCCUCCUGGUACUAUGCCCUAGUGGCCAUGCUCAUCGCAGGCAUGAUCUACAAGUACAUCGAGUACCAAGGUGGCAGGCUGGGCCAACUCUCCUUCUGCAAUGGCUUCUUGGAUGCUUGCACUGCAUACACACUCACACACACACACACACUCACACUCACACACACUGGGGCAGCUUGCUCCAAGGUCUCUCCUGUGAACCCCAGUGUUCUAGAGGGAUUCCCUGUUAGGAUGGAGACUGGUGGGCCUUGCUUUUUGAUGCUCUCGUAUUCCCCGCAGACCAUCAAGAACAUGAUGGACAUUGAGAAAGUCAAGGGCUUCUGCCAGGUGGUGGUGGCCGGCAAGGUUCGAGAGGGACUGGCCCACCUCAUCCAGUCUUGCGGCCUGGGCGGCAUGAGACACAACUCCGUGGUGCUGGGCUGGCCCUAUGGCUGGCGACAGAGUGAGGACCCACGUGCCUGGAAGACCUUUAUUGACACUGUGCGCUGCACCACAGCUGCCCACCUGGCCCUGCUGGUGCCAAAGAACAUAGCUUUCUACCCCAGCAACCAUGAGCGCUACCUGGAGGGCCACAUCGACGUGUGGUGGAUCGUGCACGACGGAGGCAUGCUUAUGUUGCUGCCCUUCCUGCUGCGCCAGCAUAAGGUUUGGAAGAAGUGCCGGAUGCGCAUUUUCACCGUGGCCCAGAUGGACGACAACAGCAUCCAGAUGAAGAAGGAUCUGGCCAUCUUCCUGUAUCACCUCCGCCUGGAAGCUGAAGUGGAAGUGGUGGAGAUGCACAACAGUGACAUCUCUGCAUAUACCUACGAGCGGACCCUGAUGAUGGAGCAGCGGUCUCAGAUGCUGCGGCAGAUGAGGCUGACCAAAACCGAGCGGGAUCGAGAGGCCCAGCUGGUGAAGGACAGGCACUCGGCUCUGAGACUGGAGAGCCUCUACUCCGACGAGGAGGAGGAGUCUGCGGCAGGGGCCGACAAGAUCCAGAUGACGUGGACCAGAGACAAGUACAUGGCUGAGCCCUGGGACCCCAGCCAUGCCCCUGACAACUUCCGGGAGCUGGUGCACAUUAAGCCGGACCAGUCCAACGUGCGGCGCAUGCACACUGCUGUGAAGCUCAAUGAGGUCAUUGUCACGCGCUCCCACGAUGCCCGCCUGGUCUUGCUGAACAUGCCCGGCCCUCCUAAGAACAGCGAGGGUGAUGAGAACUACAUGGAAUUCCUUGAGGUCCUAACCGAGGGCCUUGAACGGGUGUUGUUGGUGCGUGGCGGUGGCCGGGAAGUCAUCACUAUCUAUUCCUGAGCCGCGAUGGAGUCAUGUAGCCUGGAGUUGGGCUGUCUAGGACAACAGUGCCCGGCCUUGCACCUCCUUGCCAGUUCUGCUUUGCCCAGCCUUGCUUUGGACCAGCUCUGCUAGGUCUCCAGGGAAACCAAGCCUGGGCCUUGCAAUGGAAAUGGAUCCGAGAGCCCAGGGGACCCUGGAGGAUUUAGGGAUCGUCCCCUCCCAUACUCCAGUGGAGGCCUAUCCUGACUAGAGAAGACUGGUGAGGGUGGAUACGGGAUUUGAAGUCCCAGACUGGCCCACGAGUGCUAUUUAUUGUAUAUUUAUUGUUUGGAUGUCAUCAUUUCGGAAAGGGGCAGAGGGACACAGUAAGAGGGGGAGCUGAGCUGGGUCUGCCUGCGGGAAGACCUGGCCCAGGCGCUGUGGGCAGAGGCCCUCAUCAAGCCAAGUGGAAUGGAGCCGGCCAAGCUGAGCCUGACUUUUUUCAAUAAAACAUUGUGUACUUCUGGGCCUCCUGCUGCCCCGGCUCUUUUUCUCCUGGCGCCAGGGGAAGAAAGACGGAACUGAACCCCAGUCCGGAGCCAGAU
Mus pahari (shrew mouse) is the source of this 3796-nucleotide messenger RNA. RefSeq names its product solute carrier family 12 member 4 (gene Slc12a4). Bases 39 to 3230 code for a protein of 1063 amino acids. NCBI's taxonomy places the organism in Eukaryota, Metazoa, Chordata, Mammalia, Rodentia, Muridae. Gene Ontology annotation, biological process: potassium ion homeostasis; chloride transmembrane transport; chloride ion homeostasis. Gene Ontology annotation, cellular component: membrane. Gene Ontology annotation, molecular function: potassium:chloride symporter activity. The record is from RefSeq and is a predicted model, not a curated record. The transcript is spliced from 23 exons.